AUGGAUAAAAUAAAUAUUCAUCGGCACGAGCAUCAAUGGCCUGAAAGGAUGUUCCGAACGGCGUCAGUCGAGUCCGGGCCACGGACGCCGCCGGCGUAUGCAUCGCACCCUCCCUACGUACCACCCCGUUUUUUCCCACCCCGAAUAAGGCCUCCACCGCCCCAAUAUUGUUUUGAUGCUGCCCGCUUUGCCUGUGAUGCUUCUAAACCCAGAUACCUCGACGUCGAACGGGAACGACUAGUGACCAGAUGGCUUGCUGAAGCCAAUGAAGCUCUGGUCAGAAGGGAAAGACCAAGGUACAAACCUAAAAGUACAGAAAAAAGGCCAGAUUUCCCUGAAAGAAGACAUGAAUGGUCGGACAACUUUCUGUUAGGACGAAGAAAUGGCUCCGUCGAACCGGAAGAAGAAAGUAGUGAUGUGAUGACGCUUAAAGAGUUUGUCGAUAAGUUUUCUUUGCCUCGUGUAGUGAGGUUUGAGGGAGAAGAUAGGGCUGUGCUUUUGUAUCGAGUGCUGGAAGCGCAUAGGCGUGUUGAAGCUGUUCCCUUGUCAGGGAAGAAAGGAAAAUUGGUUGGAAAACCGCUUUACAUCCCGGAUUCUUAUGAUGGUUGGUUCUCAGCAUGCGGGUGUCGAGGCGGGGCUCUCGCGACGGCUCGGGGCUCCAUCGCUGCGCUACUCCGAAGUAGAGCCUUCGCCCUCGUCUCUCCCCGUGCCAUCUCUGCUUACCGAGCGAGGCCUGCGCCUGAGAGCGGUCGGGUGGGCGCACAAUACGAACGGGCAGCGGCUAGACCUGGAACACCGUUACGACUUGCCGGCGUCUUCGCAGAUGGUAGCAAGGCCAAAGCACCGAAGUACGCACAACUUAUCGACCCACAAGGGAAUGAAUUCUUCGUGCCAAUCAAUACUAAAGGUGAAAUGUACGAGGUGUGCCCCGAAGAGUUAUCGCCAGCGGAGUGGGAUGAAGCUGCACCGUCAGCGCCUGUUCCUCCGGAAAUAUCUUCAAGAGCUCAUCGACUACCGCAUCUUUUGAGCUUGUGGAGACUCCCCACUCGAGUGAGACUACUGGCAGGCACUGUUCCUAUAGAAAUGGCACAUGAUGUCGGAGAGGAUCUUCUGUUACGAGCGGCGAUCACUGAACCUGUAUUAGUGAUGUGCACUCUCCCGGAAUAUAACUCCUUGCCAUCCAGCCCGAGUAAGCAAGUGGAUCCAAGAUACCAUACGAAAGAGACCUUGCAACUGCUUCCGUUAAAUAGCAAUAUUAAAAUUCGAAGAACUCAGCUAGGGUUUGAAAGUGAAAAAAGGAUGUUCCUCUCCGCGCGCCUUCAAAAAGCACUAACCUUCUGUCAAUUGAAUGUUGACAACUGGAUCAGGCAGAUCUCUUACGCAAACUCAACUGUUGCAAGCAAAGCGAAGACAGUGGAGGACCUCAUCAAAGAAGACCACGAACCAGUGAAGUUUGAAAAAGAAAAGAAAUUUACCCUACAAGGCCUAAAAAUAGAUACGUCAAGACUAUUUGGGAAAAGUGAUAAAGUAUUAAAAGAAAUACCAGAUGAAACAGAAGGUUCAAUCAUAUUUUUAAGUAAAAAUGAACUCGAGCAUAUGAACUACGAUGUUUACAGCGAUGAUGAAGGAAAAGAUGAUAAGAGUGAAGAAAAAAAUGAAGCUGAACAAUUUUCUAAUGACAAGAUGCACGUGUUUAGAGAAGAUUCGGGGCCGAAAAAAACUAAAUGGUUUAAAAACCUCAAACUAUUAAAAAGUACGGAAAAAUUGGAUGAUAAAAUAACUGCUAUCGAAAAUAAUGAAAAAUAUAGGGAUGUCAAAGAUCCAUUUGAUCCCUUAGGAGAAAAACAUAGUUCAAUUGAACGUUACCAAGAUAUGGCUAAACUUAUUGAAGAUAGAUUUGGUGUGCUAAGAAAGAAUGACGGGACAGCUGAGAAAAGUCAUUCUUAUAAAAGCCUAACAACAUCAUCGUCUGAUAUGGGUACGAGCCAAUGUAGUUCCAAUCACAAAAAACCAGUGCUAACUAAAUCAGUGUCAGUCCAAACGGGUAUGCCUGAUAGUUCGUACGCGGAAGAAGAAGACAGUGGUAUAAAUAUGAAACAUGGUCGCAAAAAUCUUAGUGUUGACCAAAUUAAUUACUGCGGUUCGAUGGAAAGUGACUCGAGCUCUGGUAGAAAGUUAAAGUCACUUGACGAAAAUAUGCUAAAGAAAUCAUCAGCAACUAAGUCUUCAUCGAAUCUAGAGCGAAGACAAAGAAUUCAACCAGAUUUAAUACCCGAAAAAGCAAUGGUAAAAUCAGAAUCUUAUAACCAAAUUCAAAGCUGCGAAGACAUUAAUAUGUUUGGAGCUGGAUCCUUAUAUAAUGACAGCGAUUUCGAAAUUAAUUAUAAACAACACUCUUUUAUUACUGAAAAGCUGUGUUCUGAGUUUCACGUUAAAACAAAGAGAGUUCUUAGCAAAUCUACAUCUAAUUUACUCCAUCCUAAAAAAUCAAGUGACAGAAAAGAAUCUAGUAAUAGUAAUAGUAUGCCAACCAAAACUGAGCGAUGUAGCGAUAGCGAUAAAUUAGUUAAUUUCAGAAAGAAAAUAGACAAGCCAAGAGCUCCUACACCUAAAUCAGAAGAUGAUUCAACUGCUGUCGACAUAUCAGAAGAACCUCAGAUACAGAAAAAACUAAGACGAUCCAUAUCCUCUAUUCAAAAACGAAAGUUACCUGUGAUUGAAGACUUGCCUUACGGGCAAGUGGCGGACGCAGUUCAUAUAGAAGAGGAAAUAAUAGACACAGAUUCAAGUACAGAUAAUAUAUAUGCUGAAAUAUGCGCCCCAAAUAAUAAACCUAGUGAAGAAGACACUUACGACUACAAUGUCGACGUUUUAGCAACCGAUCCUGUGAUAUGCAACGUAAAAAAAGAAGUGAAUGAUCGCAAUGAUGAAAGAGCAAGGCAAUUGAAUGGAAAUAAGGACAACCCGUUUAGACACAUAGAAGUAGUAGUAAUAGAAAGAAGCGACCUCGAAUUAGACAGUUCAAGCGUAGUAUCUAGUGAGUUAGAUGAAACAGAAAGUAAAAAUGAUGUAUCUAUCAUAGAUUCAUGGGAACGUGAUAACACGAAAAGUGAACCAAAAAUCCACGCUAUUAGAUUAGAAAUAACGAGUAAUAUGGAAGAUUAUCCCGUAGAUAACCAAAACUUGGACACCGAGGUUCAUCUAAGUAAGGAUAACUCGUUAAGUUUUAGUAACAGUAUACAUUUGAAUGGUACAUAUCCCAACGAGGCCAUCUACGAUACUUUAAAG
Messenger RNA from Brenthis ino (lesser marbled fritillary), 3288 nucleotides. The record is from the annotation of a GenBank genome assembly. Lineage: Eukaryota; Metazoa; Arthropoda; Insecta; Lepidoptera; Nymphalidae.